Messenger RNA from Volvox carteri f. nagariensis, 312 nucleotides. RefSeq lists its product as uncharacterized. Bases 1 to 312 code for a protein of 103 amino acids. The record is from RefSeq and is a predicted model, not a curated record. The transcript is spliced from 3 exons. NCBI's taxonomy places the organism in Eukaryota, Viridiplantae, Chlorophyta, Chlorophyceae, Chlamydomonadales, Volvocaceae.
AUGUGCCAGCUUUCUAAUCGCUGCGUGCGCCACAUAGCAACCCGUUUCAAGGCAACCCGCUACCUCGCGCACCGCAACGCUGCCACCAUGCACUGCACUGCCAUAUACACGCACGAUUACCGCCUGGCAUGGUUAGUACAUGCUACUAUUCACAAGGUCCGCGCUUUCGAGGCCCCCGACCAAACCGGCUUCUCAACGGAUUCACUGCAAAUUGCCGGGCCCAGCUCGGUAUGUGCAGCAGCGCCACACAGCGGUUCAUUAGUACAUCGCAUGCACGACUUGCCCUGCUGCUUUGCAUCGAAUCGUUCCUAA